Vigna umbellata (rice bean) is the source of this 1851-nucleotide messenger RNA. RefSeq names its product bystin-like protein. NCBI's taxonomy places the organism in Eukaryota, Viridiplantae, Streptophyta, Magnoliopsida, Fabales, Fabaceae. Gene Ontology annotation, cellular component: preribosome, small subunit precursor; cytoplasm; nucleolus. Gene Ontology annotation, biological process: rRNA processing. Gene Ontology annotation, molecular function: snoRNA binding. The record is from RefSeq and is a predicted model, not a curated record.
UUACAAAUUAUUCAGCGAGGAUAGAAAAGAAAACCCUCUUCUCUUAAACCUCUCACUUCCGGCGAUAGCAAAAGAGAUUCUCUGUGAGAGGCAGCAGAAUAAGCUGCUACUCCGUGAACUUCCCUUAUCCAAUUUUUGUUCUUCUUUCAGUAAUUGCAGCGAAGAAUGGCGAAGAGGAAGGAGCGGAUUCAGAACCCGGAACCGUUUGAUCCGUAUGGUGCCGACCAUGCAAAGACGAAGAAGCGUUCGAAAGCGCCGAAGCAGUACCAGCAGGAAGAGAAACUCAUCGCUUCCAAAAUCAGCUCGAAGAUCAUGAAGGAGGCUCUGCUGCAGCAAAAGGAGGAAGAUGAGGGGGCGAAUGACAACACUGCCACUUUCUUCGAAGAGAUUCCCAAGGCGGAGGAAGCAGACGGAGACGAUAUCGAUGAAUUUGUCGGCUUUUCUGAAACGCAGAGCCAAUUCGCUGGAUAUGAAGAGGAAAUUAAUGAGGAGGAUGAGAAACUAAUGGAAGCAUUUUUAUCAAAAGAUGCUGGUCAGCAGAAAACACUGGCAGACCUCAUUGUCCAAAGAAUAAAAGAAAAGGAUUCUUCUGUUGCUUCAGAAAUACGACCUGUCCCAAAAUUGGAUAAAUCCAUAAUUGACAUAUACAAGGGGGUUGGGACCCAUCUCAGCAAAUAUACAAUAGGCAAAAUACCCAAGGCAUUUAAACACAUCCCCUCUAUGCAACUUUGGGAGGAGGUCCUGUAUAUAACUGAACCUGAGAAUUGGUCUCCAAAUGCUCUUUACCAAGCCACCAGGAUUUUUGCUUCUAAUUUUGGUGCAAAAAAGGCAGAACGCUUCUACAAGCUUGUGUUGCUUCCAAGAGUGAGAGAAGAUAUACGGAAGAAUAAACGGUUGCAUUUUGCCUUAUACCAAACUCUGAAAAAGGCAUUGUACAAACCUGCUGCAUUCUUUAAGGGAAUACUGUUUCCCCUAUGUGAGUCACGCACAUGCACUCUCAGGGAAGCAGUUAUUGUUGGAAGCAUUAUAGAAAAGGUUUCUAUUCCUCCACUUCAUUCAAGUGUUGCUCUAUUGAAGCUUUCUGGAAUGGAGUAUUGCGGCACCACAAGCUAUUUCAUAAAGCUUCUUCUGGAGAAAAAAUAUGCUUUGCCAUAUCGUGUUGUUGAUGCAGUUGUUGCUCAUUUUAUGAGAUUUUUGAAUGAAACCAGGAUAAUGCCUGUCAUAUGGCACCAGUCACUUCUUGCUUUUGUGCAGAGGUAUAAGAAUGAGUUGCAAAAGGAAGAUAAGGAUGGAUUAAGGGAUCUACUGGAAAAGCAGAAGCAUAAAUUGGUUACACCAGAAAUCCAUAGAGAGCUAGAACACAGCCGCAACCGAGGUGAAAAGGAGGAAGACCUUAUGUCAAUUUCCAGUCCAGUAUUUGUGAUAAACAAGACUAUUGAAGAGGAUAGAUUUGACAUUCCAGAUGUACCAAUGGAGGAGGAUUAAUUUAUUGUGGUGGCCAUCACUUCAAUAUGUGCUGUGCUUGGCUUUGAUGCGCUAUCGUUUGUGUUUUGUAGCUUGUGGUAUUGCAUGUCUUUCGAUCUUGAUGUGCUAGCUUUUAUAUAUUGCAGGGUUUUUCAUAGCGCUUCACUUGAGUGAGAAUUUUCAAUAGACAUGCCCUCAUUAAGCUUCCCGAGGGUGCAGUUUUGGUGUCAGCAAUCUUGUACUCUAAUGCAUGAGAUUUAUUGUAUUUGUUUUGGUGCCAUUUUUGUUUACUUUGUGACUUUUCGACAUGCAAUCUCAUUUAUUCUUUUUUCUGAUGUAAUCUUAUCGAAAAUACAAUUAAACUUGCUAGAAUGUUUUCUGGUGUUU